AUAUGAAAUCGUUGACUCUGCCAUCUCCAGAUUGGGCGAUAGUAGGCACGUGGCAGAAUAAAUAGCAUCGGCUUUAGAAUUGACAACUUUUCAGGCAAUAGCUCGAAAAUCACACAUAUUAAGUGCACUCAAUACCCAAAUAACACCUCCAAAAUUUUCUCAUUGCCGUGUGGUUGCACAUUUUCAACAAAUCUCGCAAUUACAAUACUCACGACAAUGUCGUCGAUGUCCGAGAACGCAAUCCCGUAUCCUAAGGUGUUCGUUACCAAAGGUGGAACGCAGCUGUUGGCCAAGGGCUUCCCGCAGAAGAUUGUCGAGCUUAACGAGCUGCUCGACUCGCCGAUGUUCAAAGAGGUCGAGCGGGAGCAAGGCACUCCGGUCGAGGUCGAAGGUCAAGGCGAUGGCGGCUCCCAUGAUCAGCCUGAAAAGAAGUGUUCGUGCCCAGUUCCUUGCACUAAGGCGGUCUGGGUGAUUGUCGAAGCGGCCAAGCCCAUCGUCCAAGCAAUGCUAGCGAAUGCAACCAUCAUAAAGAAGUGGGUAGCGUACAUGAUAGACAAAAACGUGUACAGCACCAGCCUUGCCGCCUCCAUCCUCGACGAUGUCCAGAAAGGAAUCGGGAAAAUCCAUUCGGAGGCCAAUGACAGCUUCAAACAGAUCUCGAAGUUCCACGCCGUGCGCGCCAGGCGCCCUUCAGAUGUGGCGCGUUAUCCGGGCGUCGAGGAGUGCCGCGAAGAUAUUUUCGAAAUUCUCUGCGAGGUGCGCAAAGUCUACUCCAUGCUUAUCGAAUUUGCCGACAAAGACUGGAACAAGUUUAAGGAUUCCGACACUUUGUAAUUAUCCAUCCAUGGUACAUGCUUAUGUACAUACAUACAUACAUAUGUAUGUAGUAUGUAUGUGUUUUCCCUGUUGCAGAUCGCUUCGGAGCAGGAUUGGACAUCAUCAAAAAUAAAGAUACAAAAUUUGGUAAAAAUCAACAAAAA
Drosophila persimilis is the source of this 980-nucleotide messenger RNA. RefSeq lists its product as uncharacterized. Gene Ontology annotation, cellular component: cytoplasm; proteasome activator complex; nucleoplasm. The transcript is spliced from 2 exons. Gene Ontology annotation, biological process: regulation of proteasomal protein catabolic process; regulation of G1/S transition of mitotic cell cycle; positive regulation of endopeptidase activity. Gene Ontology annotation, molecular function: endopeptidase activator activity. The record is from RefSeq and is a predicted model, not a curated record. NCBI's taxonomy places the organism in Eukaryota, Metazoa, Arthropoda, Insecta, Diptera, Drosophilidae. The coding region runs from base 217 to 834 and encodes 205 amino acids.